Molecule: messenger RNA, 1051 nt
Organism: Ctenopharyngodon idella (grass carp)
Lineage: Eukaryota; Metazoa; Chordata; Actinopteri; Cypriniformes; Xenocyprididae
Product: protein CutA homolog
Exons: 6
Coding region: 223-726 (167 amino acids)
Biological process (GO): response to metal ion
Molecular function (GO): copper ion binding
Source: RefSeq, a predicted model, not a curated record
UGCACCGCUCUUGAUUGGAAGCCCCGGUAUCCGGAUAUGAGCGUCACUCAAUCAGCAUCAAGCGCAACACGCAGCCGCUUUGUGAAAUGCAGAGACUGCCCAAACUGUCCGACGGACUUUUAUGCGUUAUUGGGAUGAACCUGCCUGACACCUGACUAACUGAUUUACGCACAGAAACCUACACUUCACGGGCGAUGUAACUUCUACUGUUGUUAAAUAAAUAUGCAAGAGAACAAACCGGAUUGGUUGUACCAGCGGAAUCCCAAGGACAUAAUGUCUUCGGCUGUCCCUCGAACGGGAUUUGUGGUCUUUUGCGUGAUUCUAGUCCUGACCCUCACCCUGUACCCUGUGCUGAAGACACUGGGUGUUCAGAUCCAUUCUGCUCUCACAGGAAGCUAUGUGGCUGGAUAUCAUUCUGUGCUGCUUGUCAACUGUCCUACUGAACAAACUGCUAGAGAUAUUGGCAGGAGUAUCAUGGAGAAAAGGCUGGCAGCAUGCGUGAAUAUAUUUCCUCACACUACCACUAUGUACUACUGGAAAGGAGAGAUUCGGGAUGCCUCUGAAAUACUGCUGCUUGUCAGGACAAGAACAUCUGUGGUGCAGAGACUUGUGGCUUAUAUAAAAGCUGUGCAUCCAUAUGACAUUCCAGAAAUCAUCAGUUUUCCUAUUGAUGAUGGAAGCCAGGACUACAUGAAGUGGAUGGAAGAUGCAGUCACUGAUAUUUGAUACAUCACUGUCUGCAAUCCAAUGGAGAACAAAAAAACAUUUUGACAUUUUAAAGGCUUUCAUGCAUAACAGACCUUAAACUUAUCUAAUACUGAAGAGCUUCUUUACAAGUGUAUAUAUUUAUUGACCAUUUUAUUGAUGUAAAUAUCUUUAUUAUAAAGAGUAUAACAUAUCUUAUAUGUUAUUAUAAAUUAAUUUGUUAAAAUAUGGUAAUUUAUACAACAUUUUUAAUGGUUGGUUGUUUUAAUGUGGUUGUGCAGAAUUGAAGUGUUUUUGUUUUUUUAAUUAAUGACAAAAUAAAUUAAUGGGAUCUUUUCAACUUUGA